This is a messenger RNA of Trifolium pratense (red clover), 957 nucleotides long. RefSeq lists its product as uncharacterized. Lineage: Eukaryota; Viridiplantae; Streptophyta; Magnoliopsida; Fabales; Fabaceae. The coding region runs from base 195 to 764 and encodes 189 amino acids. The record is from RefSeq and is a predicted model, not a curated record. The transcript has a single exon.
UUUCUCCCUCCUUUCUCAUUACAUUCACAUAUAUAUACACCCAUUACCCUUCCUCUUCAAUUCAUCCCUUUGUGUCUCAAUCUUUAUCUCUCUAUCUCUCCAAAAAAAUCUCUCUAGCUAGCUCUUUCUUUUCUUUUAUUAAAAUUCAAACCAAUUUUGCUUUUACAAACCAAAUUAAAACCACUAGAAAAAAAAUGGAAAACAAUGUACCAAUAAUAACUAAGAGAGUAUGGAGCAUGAUACGUGUGGCCUUGUUCAUGUUAAGAAAAGGCAUAACAAAGGGAAAAUUGAUGAUGGAUCUCAACAUGAUGGUCAAACGCCGCGGCAAGCUUGCCGGAAAAGCCAUCACUAACCUUAUGUUCCACCACGGAAGCCACCGUUCCCACGUAGACUCACGCCUCUCUAGCACAAGGGAGUAUGAGUUUAGCUGCAGUAACACACCAAAUUACAAGUUUGCCCUUAACAACAAGCGUCACCGCAACAACAACUUUUUUACGUGUGCUCACGCUCCUCUCACACAAGACGAAGACAUUGUAACUGUUAAUGCGGUUAAGGCUGUGUUGGAGAAUAUGAUAAAUAAUAAUGAGGUGAUGGUGGAGGCUUCCCCAGCGCUUCCCGGGUUCGGACGUACGCCUAAGGUGAGGCAAUUGAGGGUUACUGACUCGCCCUUUCCAUUGAAUGACACCGACACGGAUGCCGAGGUGGACAAGGCUGCCGAUGCUUUCAUAAAGAGGUUCUACACUCAGUUGAUGAAGCAAGAUUGAGUCUUGUUUCAUAAUUUUCUUUCUUUAACAUUUAAUUAAUGUUAAUAAUUAUUCUUAUGAUCGUAAAGCUAGCUACUAGCAGUUUUGGAUAAUCUUGAGAAUUUAUGUCUUUGUGUAAGCUUAGGAGAGGAUGCAUAUUAUUAUGAAUUUAUGUUGAGGACUUAAUUUUGUAUGUUGGCUUGUAUUGCUUAUA